AUGAGGCCGGAAACAUUUGGCCGCUUCUACGCGCCGCGUGAGAGAGGUGCCGUGACCUCCAUCAACGCUCUGUGCAUACGCCUUAGCAUCAGUCCCGCCACGACGCGUCCGCAUGCGCGUCCGCCCCCCGAAGUAGCCGCAUCCACCUGCACUCCGCCAUCUCCAUCCCCACAUGCCACAAGAUCGACGAGCCACAAUGCCGCGGCCCGGCGCUCUGGCUGGGCACUGCACGCAGCUUCGCUGACUCCCGACCGGACGACGCACGGUCCAUUCCAUCGCACCCUUCGCCAGCUCUCUACCGCCAGUCAGGCCGCAACUAAGGCGGCAAAGAAGCCCACCCGGCGGAAACGUAAGAAGCCCGAGCCAAAGGACGAGAUCGCAGAGCCAUGGCGACGCCAGGUGAAGCUCCUGGGCCUGGAGAAGGGACUGAGCCAAGGACAGCGGGCUGUGCUCGACAUGGUGGUAAACCAGGAAAAAAGCAUCUUUUUUACCGGCCCCGCAGGCACCGGCAAAUCGCUACUUCUCAAGAGGAUCAUCGAAGGCUUGACGGUCAAGUACCUGGACGAGGGGAGCGCCAGCGUUGCCGUUACUGCCUCCACCGGCCUCGCCGCAUUCAGCAUCGGCGGCACAACCCUUCAUCGCUUUGCUGGCAUCGGCCUCGGCAACGCGCCCACCAAAAGACUCAUCUCGGACAUCAUGAAGGACAGGGAGUUCAAGCUACAGCGCUGGAGGGACGUCAAGGUCCUCAUCAUCGACGAGAUCUCCAUGGUAGACGCCACCCUCUUCGACAAGCUCGACACAAUCGCCCGCCACGUGCGGAUGGAUGACUCGCCAUUUGGGGGAAUCCAGCUCGUCAUCACCGGGGACUUCUUCCAGCUGCCGCCUGUGCUGCAGGGGCGGGAUGAUGGCAGUCCGCGAUUCUGCUUCGAAGCCCAGGCAUGGCAGACGGCCGUAAAACAUACCAUCGGCUUGACUCAAAUCUUCCGACAAAAGGAUCCCGUCUUCGCUGGCAUGCUCAACGAGAUCCGGGAGGGCCACCUCUCGCCAACCAGCAUCGACGUCUUCAAAGCGUUAAGCCGGCCGCCCAAGACACUCGUCGACAACGGUCCCGAGCCUGCCGAGCUCUUCGCUCUACGCCGCGAUGCAGACGCCGCCAACACAAGACGUAUGCACAACAUCAAGAAAGCCGUCAACACCUAUCACGCCAUAGACGGCGGCAUAAUCACCGACACAGCCACCCGGCAGAAGCUCCUGGCCGACUGCACCGCACCCGAGGUCCUCCAGAUCAAGGAAAACGCCCAAGUCAUGCUGAUCAAAAACAUCAACAAGACGCUAGUCAACGGAUCCCUAGGCAGGGUCGUGGGUUUUGCGAACAAACAUACGUUUAUCCGGGGCCAGUGGACCACACAACCGCCGGACCAAACGCACCACUGGCGCGCCAAACUCCAGCCAUCCCUACUCGUGGACUGCGAGAAAGACCUCCCCGUCUUCCCCGUCGUACGUUUCCAGCUGCCCAGCGGUGACGCCCGCACCGAGCUGUGCGAGCCCGCAGAGUGGUCCGUCGAGCGCUGGGUCCGCGAGCCCUGGUCCCACGACGGCUGGGACGUCGAGAUUUUGGCGACCCGUACCCAGGUGCCGCUGAUUCUGGCGUGGGCGCUCAGCAUCCACAAGUCCCAGGGCCAGACGUUGGAACUUGUCAAAGUGGACUUGAACCGCGUCUUCGAGAUGGGGCAGGCCUAUGUCGCAUUGUCGCGCGCGAAGACCAUGGAGGGCUUGCAGGUGCUCAAUUUCAGUCCCGGGAAGGUGACGGCCCAUCCGAGGGUGAAGGCGUUUUAUGCGGCCUUGGAGAAGACGUAG
Diplodia corticola is the source of this 1857-nucleotide messenger RNA. Its product is annotated as dna repair and recombination protein pif1. The transcript has a single exon. The record is from RefSeq and is a predicted model, not a curated record. Gene Ontology annotation, molecular function: DNA helicase activity; ATP hydrolysis activity. Gene Ontology annotation, biological process: DNA repair; telomere maintenance. The coding region runs from base 1 to 1857 and encodes 618 amino acids. NCBI's taxonomy places the organism in Eukaryota, Fungi, Ascomycota, Dothideomycetes, Botryosphaeriales, Botryosphaeriaceae.